AAAUUCUUUCAAAAAGUUACUAUCCAAGUAUUUCUGAUAUUCGUUUAACUUUUAUAGGGUUAUUUAUUCAUAUUGAUAAUUCAUAUUUAGAAGCUGAAUCUUCAAUUCUUGAUCCAACAUCAAAGCUAUUAACAUUUCAGCAUGAUGAUGAAAAAAAUAACAUUCUUGCUAAUUUGCGAAAUAUAAUUGAUCAAUAUAAAUCAAUACCAGCAA
This is a messenger RNA of Racocetra fulgida, 213 nucleotides long. NCBI's taxonomy places the organism in Eukaryota, Fungi, Glomeromycota, Glomeromycetes, Diversisporales, Gigasporaceae. The record is from the annotation of a GenBank genome assembly.